This is a messenger RNA of Priapulus caudatus, 1238 nucleotides long. Its product is annotated as zinc finger protein 26-like. Gene Ontology annotation, molecular function: DNA-binding transcription factor activity, RNA polymerase II-specific; RNA polymerase II cis-regulatory region sequence-specific DNA binding. Bases 17 to 1228 code for a protein of 403 amino acids. Gene Ontology annotation, cellular component: nucleus. The record is from RefSeq and is a predicted model, not a curated record. Gene Ontology annotation, biological process: regulation of transcription by RNA polymerase II. The transcript is spliced from 5 exons. Lineage: Eukaryota; Metazoa; Priapulida; Priapulimorpha; Priapulimorphida; Priapulidae.
UAAUCUCAAGAUACACAUGCGCACUCACACGGUAGAGAAACCGUUUGCAUGUGAGAGAUGUGACUAUAAGUGUACAACCUCCAGUCAUCUCAAGAAACACAUGCGUACUCACACGGGAGAGAAACCGUUUGCGUGUGAGAGAUGUGAAUAUAAGUGUUCUCUUAAGAGACACAUGCGCACUCACACGGGAGAGAAACCGUUUGCGUGUGAGAGAUGUGAACAUAAGUGUUCUACGUCCGGUAAGCUUAAGUCACACAUGCGCACUCACACGGGAGAGAAACCGUUUGCGUGUGAGUCACACAUGCGCACUCACACGGGAGAGAAACCGUUUGCAUGUGAGAGAUGUGAAUAUAGACACAUGCGCACUCACACAGGAGAGAAACCGUUUGCGUGUGAGAGAUGUGAAUAUAAGUGUUCUACGUCCGAUAAGCUUAAGUCACACAUGCGCACUCACACGGGAGAGAAACCGUUUGCGUGUGAGAGAUGUGAAUAUAAGUGUUCUACGUCCGGUAUGCUUAAGAUACACAUGCGCACUCACACGGGAGAGAAACCGUUUGCGUGCGACACAUGUGAAUACAGGUGUAGGAGCUCCGGUCAUCUCAAGAUACACAUGUGCACUCACACGGGAGAGAAACCGUUUGCAUGUGAGAUAUGUGAAUAUAAGUGUUAUGCGUCCGGUAUGCUUAAGAUACACAUGCGCACUCACACGGGAGAGAAACCGUUUUCAUGUGAGAGAUGUGAAUAUAAGUGUUCUAGGUGUAGGAAAUCCAAUGAUCUCAAGGUACACAUGCGCACUCAUACGGGAGAGAAACCGUUUACGUGCGAUAGUUGUGAAUACAGGUGUACGAGAUCCGGUGAUCUCAAGAUACACAUGUGCACUCACACGGGAGAGAAACCGUAUGCAUGUGAGAGAUGUGAAUACAAGUGUUAUACGUCCGGUAUGCUUAAGUCACACAUGCGCACUCACACGGGAGAGAGGCCGUAUGCGUGCGAUAUAUGUGAACACAGAUAUACUACCCUCGGUUAUCUCAAGGUACACAUGCGCACUCACACGGGAGAGAGGCCGUAUGCGUGCGAUAUAUGUGAACACAGAUAUAGGAUCCUCCAUACUCUCAAGGUACACAUGUACACUCACACGGGAGAGAAACCGUAUGCAUGCGAUACAUGUGAAUACAAGUGUACGACCUCCAGUGACCUCAGGAAACAUAUGCGCACUCACACAGGAUAAAAGCCGUACA